AUGGCUGUAAGAAACUCAAUAAUCAGAUGUUUCUUAAGUCGCAUUCCUGCUGCAUUAAGAUAUUUACCCAGCCAACAGAAUUGCCAUAUUUCAUUCUCUUCAUAUUCAACAAAGGCUUGCAGUCAGUUGUUAAAAAGGAAAUUGCCAUUCUGUGAUGAAAGGAUUGUAGGGCUCACAAGUAUUGGCAGAAUCAGCCAAUCUGUGUAUCAUACUCUAGCAUCCUUUAGGUCUAGAGAAACUUUGCUAGCUCCUGUACACAGUUGUUGGCCAUCAUUUGUCCACCUUCAGAUCAGGGACACUCACAGUUCAGUAGACCUGUCACAGCCUAUUUUCUUAAGUUCUGAGAAGCAUCUGAAUAAUACAGCUAUUGUAGACACACAAGGAAGCUUCAGUUACGCAGAUAUUUUGCACCACAGUAUGUGCUUGGCUGUAGAAAUACUUGGUCUACAUGGUGCAGUCCAAGAAAUGAAGUUGAAUGGAGAGAGAAUAGCUUUACUUACAGACCGGGAUGUCACAUAUGUCAUUGGUCAAUAUGCUACAUGGAUAUGCAAUGGGAUUUCUGUUCCGCUUUGUGAAUCGCAUCCUCCUUCAGAAUGGGAGUAUUUUCUUAAGGAUGCUGAAUGUUCCUUGUUAUUAGUCGCUGAUACAUUAGCAGAAAAAAUAAUUCUAGUGGCACAGGCUGCAGGGAUAAAAGUGAAAGUUAUUUCCCGAAAAGAUUUUGGAACAUAUGAGAAGAACAGGUGGUUUCAGGCAGACCAUGCUACAAACCCAAGACAAGUUCGGAAAGUGUUCCAAGAAAGAAAACAAAGAUGGUUUGACAGAAUGGAGGAAUUUGUAAUGAAGAAGUCAGCACUGAUUGUAUACACAAGUGGAACAACAGGAAGGCCUAAGGGCGUUGUUCUAACACAUGGCAAUCUGUCUGCUAUGGUCUCAGGAAUGAUUAAGAACUGGGAGUGGACAUCAAAUGAUGCUAUUCUACAUAUUUUGCCCCUUCACCAUGUACAUGGGAUUGCAAAUGUCUUAUUAACCCCACUAGCUUGUGGAGCAGCCUGUAUCAUGGAGCCAAAGUUUGAUGCUCAUAGAGUUUGGAGCCUGCUUACAUCUCCAGCAGUAGAACACUUUGACAGAAGCAUCAAUCUCUUCAUGGCUGUGCCAACCAUCUAUGCCAAACUAAUCCAGUAUUAUGAUGAGCAUAUAGUAAAAUCAAAAGCUGCUAUUGUUUCUGAGUUUGUGCGUCAGACUACUUCCUCAAAAAUCAGACUUAUGGUAAGUGGGUCGGCCGCACUACCUCAGCCGAUUCAUGAGCGAUGGGCAGAGAUCACAGGCCAUGUUCUGUUGGAGAGGUAUGGGAUGACAGAAACCGGCAUGAUUCUCUCCAACCCCCUGCAUGGAACUAGGGUACCAGGUGCCGUAGGAACUCCAAUGCCAAAUGUUGAAGUCCGCAUCUCAAAACCAAACAUCUACAGCCCUCUUGGUUACGAUAUCAUAGCAGAAGGAAACUCAAGGCACACAGUUGUCACACAAGGUUUAGAAGAUGACCAAGGAGAAUUACUGGUUCGAGGUCCAUCAGUGUUCAAAGAAUACUGGAAAAAACCAGAAGCCACAGAAGAAUCAUUUACGAAAGAUGGUUGGUUUAAAACAGGUGAUACAGCCAAAUUUUCCAAUGGAGUGUACAGUAUUGUUGGACGUACGAGUGUAGAUGUAAUCAAGAGUGGUGGUUACAAGAUCAGUGCCUUGCAUGUUGAACAGAAGUUACUAUCACACCCAGAGAUUGUGGAUGUUGCUGUCGUUGGACUAGCUGAUGUAACAUGGGGACAAAAGGUAGCCGCUGUAGUUGUGUUGAAACCAGGAUAUACUCUGGAGUUGAAAGAUCUUCGUGAGUGGGCAGCUGAUCACCUGCCACCCUACCAGAUCCCAACUAAACUUUUAUGUGUUGACUCCAUUCCACGCAAUGUAAUGGGGAAAGUGAAUAAAAAAGAGUUAGUAACCCAGUUAUUCCCAGAGUCAGCCAGCAGGAAAUGGUGA
Molecule: messenger RNA, 2025 nt
Organism: Candidula unifasciata
Lineage: Eukaryota; Metazoa; Mollusca; Gastropoda; Stylommatophora; Geomitridae
Source: the annotation of a GenBank genome assembly